AUGGUGGGUGAAACUUAUAAGGAAUGGCUCAAUUAUAUAUGCAAAAGAACUGUGGUUAGCACAAAGCCAAUUGAACCGGGAAAAUACAUGACCUUUUCGGUUCUUGAUAGAUGCAUGGAGGAAAACCACAUUAGGAUGGUGAACUAUUACCAAAGUUCAUCAACAUCAAUAGGGGAGGGAGAAUUUGGUAAAAUGACAAAGAAUUUAAAAGAAACAUUGUCAGAGAUGCUAAACUAUUAUCCAAUGGUAACUGGAAGGCUAGUGAGGGAUAGUGAAGAGAAGUGGAAGGUGAAAUGCAAUGAUGCAGGGGUGAGAGUGGUGGAGGCAAAAGCCAAAGGGAGUGUGGAGGAAUGGUUGAAGAAUGUGGAUAGUGAAAAGGAACAGAUGCUUGUGUAUUGGGAGGACAUGUAUCAUAAGCCUUAUUAUUGGUCAACUUUUUAUGUCCAGAUAACUGAAUUUGAAGAAGGAGGAUUAGCAAUUGGCCUAAGUUGUUUUCAUCUUCUAGCAGAUUACACUAGUGCAACCAACUUCUUGAAGGCUUGGUCUGAUAUUUCAUUAGGCAAAAAAAUUACUGUUCUUCCAUUAUUCCACCCUUUACCUUCAACAAGAAAAAGAAUUUCCAAUCACCAUCCCUAUUUUGAAUUAAUCAACCACUAUAAAUCCUCAAUUGAGAGACCCAUUCCAAUAAAAGAACAAAAGAACACUAUUAUAUCACUGGGCUUCUCACACCAAAUGGUUAAUGCUUGCAUUUCUAAGGCCCAAUUUAAUGGUCCAUCAGGCCCAAUAACAAUGACUCCUUUUGAAGCGCUAGCAGGCCUGUUUUGGGCUUCAAUUAGCAACAUCAAGGGAUUACAAAAUGGGCUCAUUGACAUGUCUAUAUGUUUAGAUGCAAGAAAAUUGUUGGGCCUGGACUAUGGAUUCUUUGGAAACUCAAUGAUAUAUAAUAAGGUCCAUGCCAAUGGUAAUUUAGAAGGUAACAAAUUUGUACAAGCUACAAGGUAUAUAGGAGAAGUUGUAGCAAAAAUGGACAAUGAGGGAAUAAUGGACCUAAUUGAGUGGCUUGAAAAAAAUGAGAUGAAUUCACCAAGAAUGAUCAACGGUCCUGAUUUGAUUUGUGUUAGCUUGGAAAAUGUAGAGCCUUAUUUGAGUGUGUUUGAAGAUUGGUUGAAACCACUUAGGGUUUCAUGUUACAUAGAGCCAGUUUUGGGUGAAGGACAGGUUUUGAUCCUCCCAGGAACACCAGAGGAGGGUCCUUUAAGCAGGGUGGUUAUGGUGACACUUAAGGAAGAUGAGGCAAUCAAGCUUUUUGAAGAUGAUCUCAUCUCCCAAUUCUUUCCAACUAUCUUCAUGAAAUGUUAA
Molecule: messenger RNA, 1359 nt
Organism: Arachis stenosperma
Lineage: Eukaryota; Viridiplantae; Streptophyta; Magnoliopsida; Fabales; Fabaceae
Product: protein ECERIFERUM 26-like
Exons: 3
Coding region: 1-1359 (452 amino acids)
Molecular function (GO): acyltransferase activity, transferring groups other than amino-acyl groups
Source: RefSeq, a predicted model, not a curated record